CUCAGUGUUCGUUUGCCCGUUAGUCAUUGACAAUGGGUUGCUUAUUUUGGAUAUUUGCCUUAUCGCCGAUCCUCUAUUUGAUUUGGCGAUAUAUCAACAAAGAUUUGGAUUAUUUUGCCGAACGAAAUAUUCCUCAUGAAAAACCUCUUCCCAUAUUUGGCAACUGGUUUUCAACCUUAUUCCUUGGAAAACCGAUUCCAGACAUGCUGCUUCAACUUUCAAAUAAAUUUCGAGAACACAAAUUAUACGGUAUGUUUGACAUGACCGUGCCAAUGUACGUCAUCAAAGAUCCAGAACUGAUAAAACAAGUUAUGGUUAAAGAUUUUGAUCAUUUUGUAAAUCACGUUCCAUUUUUAACGUCUGAAGGAGAUGCCCUUUUCGGAAAUUCACUUUUUGCACUGCUUGAUGAAAAAUGGCGAAAUAUGCGAUCGACGUUGUCACCUGCUUUUACCAGUUCCAAAAUGCGAAUGAUGUACGAAUUAGUGAGAAAUUGUGCCGAUUCUUUCAUUACGUAUUGCAAUGAUAAUUUAAAUGAAAAUGGUUACUAUGACAUCAAUGCUAAGGAUAUAUUUUCAAAAGCGACAGUAGAUGUUAUUUCCACAUGUGCCUUUGGUCUGGAAGUGGAUUCAUUAAAAAAUCCCGAGAACGAAGUGUAUGUAAAUGCGAGAAAAUCUUUUAAUUUCGAGGAUUUUAUGCAACAAAUUAAAGUUCUCUUCAUCGGAAUGGCACCCAAGUUAUGCAAAUGGCUAAAUAUAAAUUUUAUUCCGAAGGAAUCGUCGCAAUUUUUCAAACAAAUUGUCGCUGAUACCAUCAAACAUCGACGAAGCACCAACACUUUUCGUCCGGACGUUAUUCAACUUUUGAUACAAGCGAUAGAUGGCAAAUUGAAACACGAAAGUGACAAUAAAGACACUGAAACGGGAUUCGCUGUAGUUAACGAGACCACAAACAGCAAACAAGUCACGACAAAAUCAAAUUGGAGCGAUUCCGAAGUCGCAGCGCAAUGUUUCCUCUUUUUUGUCGCCGGUUUUGAUACGACAUCAACAACAUUGACAUUUGCCUUGUAUGAGCUGGUAGUAGCGGAUGAUAUUCAGGAGAAGCUUUUUGAAGAAAUCACGGAGACUAAAAAUCAACUGAAUGGGAAGCCAGUAACUUACGAAGCAAUCCACAAAAUGGAAUAUUUGGAUGCUUUCGUGUCGGAAGUCUUGCGUCAUCAUCCGCCGGGAUUCUUAACGGAUCGCGUGUGCAACAAAAAUACAAAUUUAAAAGUUGACAGUGGAGAGGAAUUUUUCAUACCGAACAAAUCGAAGUUGUGGAUAAAUGUUUAUGGAUUACAUCAUGACCAUCAAUAUUUUCCGAAUCCCAUGAAAUUCGAUCCAACGCGUUUCCUGGGAGAAAAUAAAAAGAAAAUUAUUCCAAACACCUACAUGCCAUUCGGACUUGGACCUCGAGCAUGUAUCGGUUCACGUUUUGCCUUGAUGGAAGUCAAAUUAAUGCUCUAUUAUUUGUUAUCCGAGUUCAGUGUCAAAGCUUGUGAUAAGACAUCGAUUCCGCUACACUACAGCAAUUCAUUUGCACUUGCUCCCGAUGUCGACUUGAUUGUUCGGCUGAAAAAACGAUGAAUUUUGAGAGACUCAUAUGCCUUGUACACAGAACAAAUUAAUAAAAGAGUAAAAAUCUGACAUAAUACACUCGAGUGUUUAUUCACGUUCGCGCUCGGCACAAAUUAAAACCGAAAACUUGCCGAUUGUACAAUAACAAU
Molecule: messenger RNA, 1762 nt
Organism: Culicoides brevitarsis
Lineage: Eukaryota; Metazoa; Arthropoda; Insecta; Diptera; Ceratopogonidae
Product: probable cytochrome P450 9f2
Exons: 3
Coding region: 33-1622 (529 amino acids)
Molecular function (GO): heme binding; iron ion binding; oxidoreductase activity, acting on paired donors, with incorporation or reduction of molecular oxygen
Source: RefSeq, a predicted model, not a curated record